This is a messenger RNA of Babesia bigemina, 2688 nucleotides long. RefSeq names its product HETEROGENEOUS NUCLEAR RIBONUCLEOPROTEIN-RELATED, putative. Gene Ontology annotation, cellular component: ribonucleoprotein complex. The record is from RefSeq and is a predicted model, not a curated record. Lineage: Eukaryota; Apicomplexa; Aconoidasida; Piroplasmida; Babesiidae. Gene Ontology annotation, molecular function: RNA binding. Bases 1 to 2688 code for a protein of 895 amino acids. The transcript has a single exon.
AUGGGGCGAUAUGUUCUCUCGUUAGUGCAUACAAUAAGGACCUUGGUAACUGCCACAUGUUUGGCGCACUGCUUCUUGCUUCUGGAUCUUCCGCGCCCCUGCGCUGCUUCUGGUCUGCUCCACAGGUAUAGGGGUAACCAGAAGCAUUUGGGACCGGAUGUUGGUUUGCAACGGAGCCAAUUCGGGGCUCGUGUACCCGCAUUUGUCGCAAACAACGUGAGAAGUGAUGGCUUAUUUGCGUCUGAUUCACGGUUAUUCGCGUCCGGCAGGUUUUCGUUCGACCCUGCCGUCGUGAAGAAGCGACGCCGAUCAUCGCUGAGUAAACAAUCUAACAAGUCCAAAAACCGCUGGGAAUCGCAACAUUCUACGAUGCACGAGCUUGCGAACCUGUCUUCCGACCACCCGACAAAAGAGGCCCUGCGGCAGGUGAGCCUUGAGGAAUUCGUCAGACGUAUCGAGAAACGCCCGGAGCGGAAGCGUAUUCCACGCCCUGCCGAGGCGCAUGAACCAUGGUAUGAUGCCGUGGUGUACCUUAAGGGGCUGCCGUACGAGGCCACUGAGGACGACAUUCAAAGCUGGCUAUCGGGUUAUGAUAUUAUCUGCGUCGUGCUCAUCAAGAACGAGAACGGCUGCUUCACUGGCGAUGCGUACGUUAGGUGCUCCAACAUCGAAGAGAGGGACCGCUUGCAGCGGGAAAUGACCGGUAAAACUCUCGGCACUCGUUACGUGCCCAUGUACCGUGUGACAGAGUCAGCGUACCUGGAGUACUACCGGACCGGUUUCCGCCGUGAGCCUGCGAAGCGCAACUACAUCGCUCCUCAACUGCUGGUUAUGAAACACGGCGUCGGAAUAGAGCCUACCGACGUCUGUAGCCUGAAAAGCGGUUCUAGGAUAUGCGGCGUCGUGACUAAUAUUUAUCGCAACGGUGUUCUUGUGGACUGUAGCGUAUACGAGUCGGUGGGAGGUCUGCGAGAGCGGGUGUUCUGCGUUUUGAUGCGCAACCGUAUCGCGCGUAAUGUUGGCCUGCUGGGUCAGCAGCGCGAGUGGCUGCGAACGAAGGACCUGGUGCUCUUCCCUGGCAUCAAGCUGAACCUCUACGUGGAGAAGGUGCGCCAAACCACUGCCCAGUCGUCGUUCGAUGAAGACUUAUGGCGCGAGCAUUUCGGUGAACCCUUCGAGUCCUUGAAUGCGCCGUCUUCGCUGCCCAAGCGCUCCAUGGUCUACCUCACCAUGGACUCCUCUGUGAGCGACGACAAGGUGCAGUGGUGGGAGAGGCGUCUGGUCGACACAUACGCUAAGUUUACGCUGCACGACAGUGACAUUCCAGAUCGGAUCCAUGACGAAGAAGUGUUUCAGCGGGUGGCGGUCGGCGAUACGUGGCUGGGUGGCCGCCCGCACGUGAAACGCAGUGAGGUCGCGGCAGGGCGCGUAUCCAUAGGCGGCAACAAGAAGAUAGUUGAUACAACUUCAACGUUUGACCGCGAGGCUGAGGAACCCGACCCACCUGACAACGUGGAUGGCCCUGCUUACCACGAGCUUGUGCGCGAAUUUAUGCGUGACUCAGACGUCGAUAAGUAUGGAACGCGGUAUCACGGCUUCGAGGAUGCAGAAGCCGGGUUAGAUACAACGGAAAUCCGCGGGGAGCCCACUAUGGAACCUAUCUUACUGAACGUCGAUUCGCCCAACGAGCCCGCCGUAUUUGACGAUGCCGAGAUGUCGGAGGCUGGCAGCUCCACUUCAACUGAUGUCCCUUUUGAUACAUCAACCGGCGCGAGCAGAGUGUCAUUCCAACGCACCAAAGUGUCGUCCAAUGCACCCUCGUUGGUACUUGGAAAUGCCGCAGAUGAAGGCGGUCCUGGGGAGCUUCGCCGGUUUGCGUUUAGAGAAAUUGAUGUUCCCCCAACGUCAAUGAUGCCAGCCGACAACUUAGACGGCCUGAACGUCAUAGAGGAUCUGCGUCGGAAAACUAUCGCGGAAGAACUAAAGGUCCUUCCGCGCACAACGCUGUUCGACGAGUGCAUCCAGCUUCCGGGUAGCGGCUGGUUACUAAGGCGAUCUGACGUCCCCAAAUUGGCGGAAGUUCAAGUAGUUGCUAUAUUGCGGCAACUGGGUAAGGAAGCAGUGAAAGGCGCGGAAAACUCCGAUUUCCAAAAUCGUAUGUUGUUGUGCCAGGUGAUAAAGGAGCAGGGCCUGGGCACGGGUUUAGACCCUAAGACGCUGAUCGCGAAGGGUCUGUACAAGGUCAAGCAGUCGAAGAAGAAACUUAAGCGAAUCAUCGAGCUAACUAAGAACCUGACAGGUCGCCGUUUCACCAGGGAGGACCUGGACGCGGCGUCAAAGUCGGAGCUACAGAUGUUGGCCGAGGAAUCGCUGCGCAAAUUCGCACAGUGGAACCCAGUUGAGGAUGUAAAACGCGUGUUUGUAGAGAUGUAUGGCGGCAUCUUAUCGAGUCUGCCAGAGGACGCCAGCUUGGAGGAGCGCUGGGAGGCGCUGAAAUGGCACGUCGUGCUCGAGAUAUACGGCGAACAGAGCGACUUGAAGGAAAUACUCCGUGACAUCGAGGAGAACGAUCGCAUGCUGGGCCAGCACGUCGAAUCCCCAUCUGACGUGUUGGGUGAAUUGGUGAAGGGCUCCAUAGAGCAGAUGUGCUCUGAGCGGCAUGCCGAACAUGAGCCGCCGUCCCCCUGA